CGUUGUCGUCAAGCCACUGAAGAAGAAGAUGCAGAUCUUCGUGAAGACCCUGACCAGGAAGACAAUCACGCUGGAGGUGGAGAGCUUCGACACCAUCGACAACGUCAAGGCCAAGAUCCAGGACAAGGAGGGGAUCCCGCCCAACCAGCAGCGGCUCAUCUUCGCCGGGAAGCAGCUGGAGGACGGCCGCACCCUCGCCGACUACAAUAUCCAGAAGGAGUCCACCCUGCACCUUGUUCUCUGCCUCCGUGGUGGCAAUUUCUGAAGAGACGGGCAUGUUCUAUUUAUGAUAAAAGUUAGGGACUUCUCAUGCGAUUUCAUCUUGGUUUCAUGGAGCUUGAAAGUAGCCAUCUUUAGGCAGGAUAAGCCUGUAGGUCAUUGCUGGUUCUGGUGUAGUUUUUCUUUUACGUGAAUAAAUGAAUGAGUGAACUUUUGAAUAA
This is a messenger RNA of Syzygium oleosum, 440 nucleotides long. Its product is annotated as ubiquitin-like. Bases 29 to 265 code for a protein of 78 amino acids. The record is from RefSeq and is a predicted model, not a curated record. Gene Ontology annotation, biological process: protein ubiquitination; modification-dependent protein catabolic process. Gene Ontology annotation, cellular component: cytoplasm; nucleus. The transcript has a single exon. Gene Ontology annotation, molecular function: ubiquitin protein ligase binding; protein tag activity. NCBI's taxonomy places the organism in Eukaryota, Viridiplantae, Streptophyta, Magnoliopsida, Myrtales, Myrtaceae.